AUGACUGGCGGAUUAACCGUGCCAACAGUUGAACAAAUUCUUGUUCCUGAAACUCUUUUGAAAAAGAAAAAGGCUCAGGAAAAGCUUGCAGCCAAGUCUGUCGUGGAGCUUAAAAAAAAACGCAAGGUUGCAAAGACAGCUCGUCGUACAAUUCUUAAACGUGCAGAACAAUAUUUUAGAGAGUACCAUGCUGCGGAACGAGAUGUAGUCCGUUUACGUCGUCAGGCCAAAGCAUGUGGUGAUUUUUACGUUCCUGCUCAACCAAAAUUGGCGUUUGUUAUUCGUAUUAAAGGAAUAAAUCAUAUUCCUCCCAAACCACGUAAAAUUCUUCAAUUGUUACGUCUUCUUCAAAUUAAUAAUGGAAUAUUUCUUCGAUUGACAAAGGCAACCAAAGAAAUGCUUCAAUUGGUAAAUCCAUAUGUUGCUUAUGGUGAACCUAAUCUAAAAUCUGUGCGUGAACUUAUUUAUAAACGUGGUCAUGCAAAAGUAGAUAGACAGCGUAUUCCCAUAACAGAUAAUUCAAUUAUCCAACAGAGUUUGGGCAAAUUUGGUAUCACUUGCUUCAAACAAGCAAAUAAUUUUCUUUGGCCUUUCAAAUUGUCAAAUCCUAACGGUGGUUGGGCUAAUAGAAAGUUUAGACAUUAUGUUGAAGGAGGAGAUUUUGGUGAUCGUGAAGAUAAAAUCAAUGCAUUAAUUAUCAAUAAAAGCACUAACAAAGAUGAGAAAAUGGAAAAAUUAUUAAAAAAAGCAAAGCUGUUUUUUGAUCAGAAACAAAAACCAAAGACAAGAGCCACUUCAUUAUGGAAUUUUAUUGAUGUUACAAAUGAUUUAGAUCAAGCUCAAUUCUUUCAAGAACAUGCUGAAGAUGUUUUUGAUGUAGUUCUCAAUUUAUAUAGGAGCCAGAUUGAAAAAAUAAAACCUGAAAUGCUUUCUCACAUACUUGAUCAUGGAAAUCACCCACGACUUAGAAUACAAGGAUUUCAACUACUAUUACUUUGGAUGAAUGAUUUGACACAUGAAAUACCUGAAUUUUUACAUCUUUACUCUAAUGCAAUAUCAUUAGAUUUAUUUUUAUAUGAUCAAAUUCGAAAUUUAAAUAGUAGUGAACAUAAUAAUGAUUAUAGACAAGAUGUUUUGAAAAAAAAAAAUAGAUCUUUAAUACUUGAUCAAAGCCUAAUAAAAUCUGAUGAUCGCGUCGCGUUGUUACCAAACCCAUACCCACCAACUUUCACUGAUUCCAUACAUUUGUUACAAGUUGAGUUAAGUGGUUUAGUUAGACUUGCUCAUGUUGCUGCGGGUUCAACACCGCCACCAGAAAAUUAUGAUUUUCCACUUAUUGAGAGUAUCGAGCCUGAUAAUGGCAUAGCUGUAGGAAUGGGUAUCGAUGCAGCAUUAGCAGCAGCAAAGUUUCAUUUUGAGCUUGAAAAAAAGUUAUAUUUAAUUAAAUUAUUCCCACAAUGUGCAAAAAAAAUGGGAUUGUUACCUGAAAAUAAAGAUCUUGGCUUUCAGAAAUGUCCUCCAACAAUAUUACGAGCAUUAAUCACAUUUUUUAUACACCAUUGCCUUGACAAUUACUGUCUUUCUGAAUCCAUUACAUCAUAUCCUUCACCUGCUACUCCAAUACUCAAGUCAAUCGUAUUGGGUCCAGAAAACAGGGAGUUUGCUCAUGAAAUAGUUAAACAAGCACUUAUGCUACCUUCUGGGAGUCCGUUAUACAAGGAUAUUGUAAGAGGUGCCGUUCAUAUAGUUGGUGUUUGGACAUUAAGCGGGGAAGAAGAACGUCCGACUUUUUUACGUAAGUCUGCAACAACCCAUCCACAAUCAACAUCAACGCUUCCUUCAAAUAGUUCAAUAAUCUCAACAGAUAGUCAUAGUGAAUCAUCUUUUGUUCCAGAGACAAAUUUUUUUGAUGCCAAUAUUUAUAUCCGUAGAUACAUUCAAUUAUUAACUUUAUGUUUUCAAACUCAACCAUGUGGAAAUGCUGAGGGAGGCAUGACAAACCUCGAAAUAGAUGCACAGGUUUCGAUUUAUCGUGAUAUUUUAUCUUUAUUUCGUUCUAUGAUUGCGGAAGGUCCUAUCGAACUAGAAACUGAAACAUGGGAAGUUUUACUUGUUUCGUUGCUGGAAAUUCAGCCAAAAUUAAUGAAUCAGAAUAAUAAAUCUGAUUCAUCACAAUCAGCAACAUUAACACUAACAGACGAGCUUAUAGAUUAUUUAAUUGAAAAAAUCAUGUUACGAUUAACUAAAAUAUUAUCAAAAUAUCUUCAUCAAGUUGACCUUGACAUCGUUGAAUUAAAUAAACGCUUAUCAGAACUUUCAACACCUGAACGUCAUUUUCAUCGACGUCGUUCUUCCAGGAAUCGUACACGACAUCUUUCAUUGCGCACUGACCACCGUCACAAAUCAUCUGGUAGUAAUUCAUCUCGUGAAGAUGUUAUCAGUUCUGAACACCUAAGUCCGAAGCCAAAUGUUGACAAUAUCAAGAUCCGUAAACCAUUAAGUUUACACCAAGAUAUGAGCUCAAUGGAACCAAAAAUUCACAGCAGUCAAACACUAUUGAAUAUUAUGAGCAAUGGCGGUGGCAGCGCUUCUUCAAUUCAUUCUGCUGGUGACGAUGCAGCAGAAGUUAAGUCAAACCGCACGUCAUCUUCCUCAGUCUUUGCACAAUCUAAUUUUAGCAAUGAAAGAUUAUCAAUAUCAUUGGCUAACUUCAGGUCUCCAGAAUUUAUAAAUCUUGAAUCAUUGUCAUGGGAUCCCGAAAAUGCUUUGCUUAUUUGGAAAAAUAUGCUUUGUGCCCUUGGUAAUAUAAACCAUAUUCAGAAUGUUCAAAACCAUGCUGAUGCUAUAAAAUGUUUAGUGGAUAUUUUGGAUAUGUUUAUAUUAAUAAAAACUAAUCAAUAUGGAAACGCACCGUCGCCGCUUUUUUAUGAAUUUAUUCCAUGGCUUUUUGAAGCAUGUGAUUUGCCAAUGGCUUUUGCUCCUGGACGAGCUUUUGCUUAUGCUGGUUUAUGCAAGCUGAUGUCUCGUAGGAAAGAUCAAAAAUUUAACGAGGAAUAUUUUCCGCAUUUUUAUCGAACAAUUAUCAAAGGUUUAUCCGAUAAUGAUUAUAAUGUAAUUCUUGCCAUAAUAAAUAAUUCCACUAAACUUUUCUCACAAGAAUUGCCUGGAGCUAAUAUUCUAUAUCAUAGUUUUAUUGAGAUAAUACGAGAUAUCCUUUCAAAAAAAGACAUACAUAUACCAGAAAUCACAAGACAAAAUGCCAUUACCAUUCUUUGUUCACUUAUAUGCAUAAUAAGUCAAGUUUCAUCUGUAAAUGUACCAAUAAUAUCUUAUAAUAAACUUGUACAAUUUAAUAUAAAAGAUUUGAAUGGACCUGAAUUUGACAAUUUAGACGACAUGAGUUUUUCAGAAAUUAGAAUGAUUUUGAAAGAAAUAUUGGUUUCAGAACUUUCCAAAGAAACAAUUCGAAGUUAUGAUACACAUAUUAUGUUGUUGUAUGGAAUUACCACUUUCCUACUUGAUGAAUUUACUGCUCCAUUACUUCCCAACAAGAAUAUCAUUAAAGAAUGUUUUCAUGUAAUACUGGAUCAGUUAUAUUGCAAUCAUUUACAAGUAGUAACAGCCGCUGCAGAUUGUUUAAUGGCCGUUGCUCAAAACUCUUCGUUAUGGCGUGAGGAAAAUGAGGCAAGGUUUAUUAUAGCGAAAUUAUUUUAUUGUCUCCUCGAAUGGAUAAUGAUCAUACCGCCUAAUAUAUUUACUGAUACUGAAUUAUGUUCAUUAGUUCUUGAAGUGAUUGAUAUGGCUUUUGAUACAUAUGGAAUAGAAUCGCCAAAAUUUUUUAAAAAAUUGAUUGUGCCUUCACACAAAAAUAAAAUAAAAAAACCUCAAAAUGACACCCAUAUUAAGUUUAAAAAAGCAGAACGCAGGACAUCAUCAAGUAAUAAUUACAAUAAUGAAGUUAAUUCUCAUGUAAUCGGGGCUGAAAAUAAUGUUGAAGAUGUUAAUUUUGUCAAGGAUGCCGCAGAAUUUGUUUUAUUGCACUUGACGCAUCAUUUUGGUAAUUUUGCUCCAAUCCAUGGUCCAGCAAUGAUGAAUAGUACUUUUAUUGGACCAGUUGGUAACGAUACUAAAGAAGAGGAAGUGACGGAACAUUACCAAUAUUUUUCAUUUAAUGAUACUACCAUAAUUACAUUGAUUGAAAUACCCGGAGAAGAUGUUUCUAUAUCACGUAUUGUUAUAAGAGAUUUUUCUGGUAGAUAUUCCUGGGAUUCCAAGUUAUUUUAUAAGGCAUUUUGUAAUAAUGACUAUAAAUCAGAUCACGAAUCAAAUUGCCUCAAAUACGUUAGGAUGUCAGAUCAUUUAGAAUUUAGACCUAAUAUUAAGAUUGAUGCAUUAGAAUCAAAAAGUAUGAUUGAUAAUAAUUCAAAAGAUAAACCAAAGUUUAUAAAUAAAACAAUAAAUUCUUUCAAAGAAAAGAAUACUUUACCUGUUUAUAAUAAUGAAGAUGAUGUUAAUAUGCUUGACUGUUUAUUACAAUACGUUGGUGAACAAGUUCCACAUUUACCAACAAUAGAAAAAACUAAUGGAGAGUCACAAAAAUUACCAUCAGAAACUGAAAGAAAAAAAAUGAUUAAAAUAGAAGAUCAACUUAAUAGGCAUAUCCAUGAAGAAUCACUAUAUGGAAACGCCACUGAUUCUCAAGCUCGAUUAUGGUAUGAAAAUGUAACAGCAUUAAGAAACAGUAUUUUCCAACAGUACGAAAAUAACAAAAUUAUUAAAAGACUAUCUAGGAAUCCAUUAUACAAAAGAUCUACUUCAUAUCUUAGCCUUGGAGCCGAUUUUUCAUUAUCUAAAUCUUUUCUUCCAGUUUUACCUAAUUAUGCUGAAAAACCAUUGGAGCCAUAUCAACAAUCACGUUUGUUUUUAAGUCAUUUUGGAUGGUUAAGUCCGGAGGCUCUAAAAGAAGGCACCAUUUCUUUAUUAAAUAAAGCGCCUGGAUUAUUUAGAGAUAUGAGGCUGUUGGAUAAAAAACAUCCUCGUGAAGUCAUAAAAGUCGCACUUUUGUAUGUUGGGCCUGGUCAAGAGGAUGAGCAAAGUAUAUUGCGUAAUACGAAAGGUAGCUUAAAUUAUGAUGAUUUUGUAUCUAGUCUUGGUUGGGAAAUUGAUCUUGCAACACAUCCCGGAUAUCUUGGAGGCUUAGAAAGAAAUUCAACAAAUGGAACUACCUCAAUUUAUUAUUGCACAUCAACAAUAGAAUUAAUUUUUCAUGACGUUACAAAAAUGCCAACUGACCCAAAUGAUUUUAAACAGCUUAAAAAGAAAAGACACAUAGGAAAUGAUCAUGUUCAUAUAAUUUUUAAUGAACACAACAGAGAUUAUAGAAAAUCAACUAUAGGUGGAGAUUUUGGUAAUGCGCAAAUUGUUGUCAACCCACUGUCUAACGGACUAUUUAGCGUGGAGAUCAAUCGUGAUCACAAAAUACCUUCUUUUGGGCCACUUCUAAAUGGAAUGGUAAUAUCACAAAAUGUUCUAGGUCCUUUAGUUCGAAUGACUGCUAUUCAAGCAUUUCGUAAUAGUUUACAUCAUACAAAUAGUACAAAUACAACAAUGUACCAACAUCCUUUUACAGAAAGAGCAUUAGAUAUUAGCAUAAUAAUGAAUAAACAUAAGAACACGAAAUGUAAUUCUUAUGAGACAUUCAUGUCAAAAAUUUUUGUCACUGAUGAUUCAUAG
Molecule: messenger RNA, 5733 nt
Organism: Entrophospora sp. SA101
Lineage: Eukaryota; Fungi; Glomeromycota; Glomeromycetes; Entrophosporales; Entrophosporaceae
Source: the annotation of a GenBank genome assembly